Molecule: messenger RNA, 1161 nt
Organism: Penicillium subrubescens
Lineage: Eukaryota; Fungi; Ascomycota; Eurotiomycetes; Eurotiales; Aspergillaceae
Exons: 3
Coding region: 1-1161 (386 amino acids)
Biological process (GO): protein N-linked glycosylation
Cellular component (GO): Golgi membrane
Molecular function (GO): glycosyltransferase activity
Source: RefSeq, a predicted model, not a curated record
AUGCAUUCACCAUCCUACAAUCCACGCUGGCCUCGGAAGAAGACCUACUCGAUUGUAGUAGGUGUGGCCAUUGCCAGCAUACUCCUCAUAUUUGCCUACCGCUCACCUUCAGUAUCCUUGCGAGGCAUCGUAUCUACCUCUUCCGAUGACCCUUACUCGCCACAUGCGAAGGCCACUUAUACGAAACCUACACAUCUAUCUUCUUCAAAGACCUCAGCGCAAAACCCUUCAUCAUCAUCGGUCUUCGACAUUCCCGCCGGUCUCUAUGAACUCAUUGAGCCCCACUUUCAUUCAAUUACGGCGCAAAACUUCACCAGUCGCACUGGCAAGGUGUUCCAGCUCCCCAAAGCUGCCAGGUUCACGAAGCCGCUCGGAAAGCAGAUCCUCAUCAUGGAUGUCGAGAGUCGCGAUAUCAGUGGCCCCGGUGGUCUUCUUGAUGAUAGCGCGCCCAAGACCGGUGACAUGCAAGGUCUCACUUUGGGCCGACUGAAUCACUAUAUGUUUGCUAUGCUUCACGGAUAUGAUUACCAACUUGUGCAACUCCCCGAGGACCCCACGCUGCACGGAACAUGGAACAAGGUUCCUGCGAUGCGUGAGGCCAUUAAGCACUACGAAUAUGUUGUCUUCCUUGAUGGCGAUGCCAUCUUCACCCACCUUCAUCUGCCUCUUGAAUGGCUCCUCAACUACUGGGGCAUCACCAACGACACCACCAUGGCCUUGGCCGAGGAUCCCAAUGAUCCCUUCUUCCUCAACGUCAAAAAGCUCAACAUCAAUUUGAACACCGGAUUCGUCAUCGCUCACCAGACCCCAAAGAGUGAAGAAUUCUUCGACGCAUGGAUGACUUGUCCCGACGAGCAUCGGUACCCGGGCUGCGCCAUGUGGAAAUUGACACACACCCACGAACAGGCCGUCGUCAAUGAGUACCUUCGAUACGACUACCCCGAGCAGCUCCACAUCCUCCCUUGCAACGAAGCAAACCGCUACAUGAACUCUGGUGAUUGCGAGGGUGAAUUCAUCGGACACUAUUGGCCAUACAAGGAGGAGCUGCCAGGCGGUGUGAAAGAGGUCAUGGACCAGUACUUCUGGCCACCUCUCCAGAAGGGCUACUCUCACGACCGUGACCACAUCGUCAAGUCCAUGAAGGGCCCGAAAGAUCCAUGA